UGGUCUUUGUUUCGAGGUUUUUGAUUACUGAUUCAGUCUCCUUACUUGUUAUUGGUCUGUUCAAGCUCUAUUCUUGAUGCAGACUUGGUAGAAUUUAUCCAUUUCUUCUAGGUUGUCCAAUUUGGCAUGUAACUGUUCAUAAUAGUACCUUAUUAUUUUUUUUUACAAAUUGUGGCAUCAUUUAGAAUGUCUGUUUUCAUUUCUGAUUUUAUUUGAGUCUUUGCUCUUUUUUUCUCAAUCUAACUAAGGGUUUGUCAUUUGUUUAUCUUUUCAAAAAACUGAUUCUUCUGUUGAUUUUUUUCCCGUUGGUUUUUGCUUUUUUGUUUCACUUGUAUCUACCCUAUUAUUUAUUUCCUUCUGCUAACUUUGGAUUUUAGUUCUUCUUUUCCUAGUUCCUUGAAGUGUAAAGUUCGGCUGUUUAUUAGAGACCCUUCUUCUUUUGUAGAAAGAAUGUAGGUCCUUAUCACUAUAAAAUUCCUUCUUGGUACUCCUUUGCUCAGUCGCAAAAGUUUUGGUAUGUUGUGUUUUCAUUUUUGUUUGUCUAUAGAUUUUCUAGUUUCCCUUUUGAUUUCUUCUUUGACCCCUUGUAUGUUCAAAGAUGUGUUCAUUUUCACCGGUUUGUAGAUUUUCCCAUUUUCUUGCAGUUAUUGAUGCCUACUUUCGUUCCAUUGUGGUUGGAAAAGGUAGCUGAGGUGAUUUCAGCCGCCUUAAACUUGUUAAGACGUGUCCUGUGACCAACCUUGUGAUCCUGGAGAAUGUUCAAGUAAGAAGAAUGCGUGCCCCUCUACUUUUGGGUGAAAUGUGCUCUGGAUGUCUGUUCUCAAGGGACAGACUCAUCGGUUCCAGCAGUGGGGGGUGGUCAGACAACAAACACUUCAAAGCGAGCUCGGCUCAUGCCAGACAGACAGGCGGUCUUCUUCUCUUGUUCCAGAAUUGAGUGUGAGCAGGACGCACCCUUAACUGCAGACCGCAGGUACUCCGUGCGUGUGUCACCGCAGAUGGCAAACCGGAUCGUGGAUUCUGCAAGGAGCAUCCUCAACAAGUUCAUCCCCGAUAUCUACAUUUACACAGACCACAUGAAAGGAGUCAGCUCUGGAAAGUCUCCGGGUUUCGGGUUGUCACUGGUUGCGGAAACCACCACCGGCGCCUUCCUCAGUGCCGAGCUGGCCUCCAACCCCCAGGGCCAGGGGGCUGCCGUGCUUCCGGAGGACCUCGGCCAGAACUGCGCCAAGCUGCUGCUCGAAGAGAUCUAUAGGGGUGGAUGUGUUGACUCGACCAACCAGAGCCUGGGUCUGUUGCUCAUGACCCUUGGACAGCAGGAUGUCUCCAAAGUCCUGCUAGGACCGCUGUCUCCCUACACGAUAGAGUUUUUGCGGCAUUUGAAGAGCUUUUUCCAGAUUAUGUUUAAAAUUGAAACCAAGCCAUGUGGCGAAGAACUCAAGGGUGGGGAUAAAGUGCUGCUGACCUGCGUUGGCGUUGGCUUCUCCAACCUUAGCAAGACCCUCAAGUGAUACUGUCACAAGAUGAGGCCCCAACGCCUACAAACAAAACAGACGCUUGCCACGGACACCCAGGGGGACCAAGUCCAAAUUCAUCCAGGACAGGAGAGCCUCUUACCUUAAGGAUUUCUUCAUUUUCCAUUAAAAACAAAGUCAGAACAUUUAAAUAAAAGACCUCUCUGUGUCAUGUGGUUUCUAGCCGUUUCUGCAGUGGCAUUGACACUCCUCAGGAAGCCCAGUCACGACCAGAGCUCCCGUAGCCCACGGGGAGGAAGAACGUGCCUUCAGGACACAGCUGUGUUGCUGGAGCAACCGCGCCCCUGCAUCUCCGCAGGGCUCACUCCGCCUGCACCCCCGGCUUCUGUCGUGGCGCUGUUCUCCAGACCUGCAGGGUCCGUUACAGUUUCUUCUGCGAGGACUGACCACUUUGAGCCUCGGUUUCUGGGUAGGGAUUAAAUGAGACCAUAUGGGUGGAAGCUCUUUAUGUGGAACGCACGUGUCAAAAAUCGAUAAUGUGAAACUAAUUUGUCCCUCGUCUUGUGAACGGACUGAUACCUUGGAGGCAGCUACCACUCUUCUCCGGUCCGUCACGUGUAUAUGUGGGGGGGAUGAGUGUCUGGAGAGGGCAGGGCUCGAUUAAACUUAUUGGAUAUUUUCUGUA
Molecule: messenger RNA, 2160 nt
Organism: Panthera uncia (snow leopard)
Lineage: Eukaryota; Metazoa; Chordata; Mammalia; Carnivora; Felidae
Gene: RCL1
Product: RNA terminal phosphate cyclase like 1
Exons: 6
Coding region: 894-1511 (205 amino acids)
Biological process (GO): endonucleolytic cleavage of tricistronic rRNA transcript (SSU-rRNA, 5.8S rRNA, LSU-rRNA); ribosome biogenesis
Cellular component (GO): nucleolus
Molecular function (GO): RNA endonuclease activity
Source: RefSeq, a predicted model, not a curated record